This is a messenger RNA of Danio rerio (zebrafish), 4960 nucleotides long. The record is from RefSeq and is a predicted model, not a curated record. NCBI's taxonomy places the organism in Eukaryota, Metazoa, Chordata, Actinopteri, Cypriniformes, Danionidae.
UUGGCUCAGACAGCCCACCCACAAACUGUUUGGUAACCAUGGUCUUGAGAGUGAUAAUGUGAUGCAUAUUGCUCACAAAACAAGGAAUUACUCUAUCAGUCUGAAGAGGUCUAAUGUGAUUGGUCGGCUUGACACAACUUCCGGGAGUAAAAGGGCACAACAGCACAGCUGGUAUAAAGAAAGUCAUGUUUACAAGGUACUGGACUGAUACAAGGAAUGCUUUUAAGGAUGAAAUAAUCACUGGAUUUGCCAAAUGUUUGCCAGGCAAAGGGGGUGAUAUUUGCCAGCAGUCUUCCCCCGGACUGGGCAUCGGGGGUCCCCGUGCUGGAGCAGGCACUGAAACCACAUCACCCGUCACAUUACCACCACUCAGGAACAGCAACUCUCUCACGGCUGGAGGCAAUAAGUACACAAUGAAUGACCAUCUGCAUGUUGGGAAUCACCAGCAGAUCCACGUUCAACAACUGUUUGAGGAGAACAGCAACAAACGAACAGUGUUAACUUCGCAGCCCAAUGGCUUGACACCUGUAGGUAGAGCAGGUCUAGCCAUGCCGGAGAAGCAGCAAGAAAUCAGCCAGUGUCGACAAGGCAGCUCAACUUCUAUCAAAUCAACUGAAAGCAAACCUAAGCCAGCACCUUUGACUCCUGAGCAGGCCAUGAAACAGUACAUGUCUAAGCUUUCAGUAUUUGAACACCAAGAGAUCCUCAGCUACACUGAGAUCUAUUUUAUAGGUCCAAAUGCAAAGAAAAGACAAGGUGUAGUUGGGGGGUCAAACAACGGAGGUUAUGAUGAUGAUCAGGGCUCCUACAUUCAUGUGCCUCAUGACCAUAUAGCAUAUAGGUAUGAGGUACUAAAAGUUAUUGGUAAAGGCAGUUUUGGCCAAGUGGUAAAAGCCUAUGACCACAAGAACCAUCAGCAUGUGGCUCUGAAAAUGGUGCGUAACGAAAAGCGUUUCCAUCGCCAAGCAGCUGAGGAAAUUCGGAUUCUGGAACACUUACGCAAGCAGGAUAAGGACUCCACCAUGAAUGUCAUUCACAUGCUGGAGAACUUUACAUUCCGCAACCAUAUUUGCAUGACGUUUGAGUUGCUCAGCAUGAACCUCUAUGAGCUCAUCAAGAAAAACAAGUUUCAGGGGUUUAGUUUGCCACUAGUGCGCAAGUUUGCACACUCUAUAUUGCAGUGUUUGGAAUCCUUGCACAAGAACAGAAUCAUUCACUGCGAUCUCAAGCCUGAGAAUAUCCUUCUGAAGCAGCAGGGUCGAAGUGGGAUAAAAGUGAUUGACUUUGGCUCCAGCUGCUAUGAGCAUCAACGGGUCUACACUUACAUCCAAUCACGCUUUUACAGGGCCCCAGAGGUCAUUCUGGGUGCUAGAUAUGGGAUGCCAAUUGAUAUGUGGAGCUUAGGUUGUAUCUUAGCGGAAUUACUUACAGGGUACCCUCUGUUGCCUGGAGAAGAUGAAGGGGACCAACUAGCAUGUGUCAUAGAGAUGCUAGGUAUGCCCUCUGAGAAGUUACUGGAAUCAUCCAAGAGAGCCAAAAAUUUCAUCAGUUCAAAGGGACAUCCCCGUUACUGCACAGUCACAACCUUACCUGAUGCCUCUGUGGUCCUGAAUGGGGGAAGGUCACGUAGGGGCAAACUCAGAGGUCCACCAGGCAGCAGGGACUGGGUGACAGCACUAAAGGGCUGUGAUGACCCUCUCUUCUUGGACUUCCUCAAACAGUGUCUAGAGUGGGACCCGUCCCAGCGUAUGACCCCUAGUCAGGCCCUUCGCCACCCGUGGCUCAGAAGACGCUUGCCAAAACCUCCCACGGAGAAAACAACUGUAAAGCGGAUCACUGAGGGUACUGGUGCUAUAACUUCAAUCUCCAAAUUACCUCCCCCUUCUGGCUCAGCCACAAAAUUAAGGACUAACCUGGCACAAAUGACUGAUGCCAAUGGGAAUAUACAACAAAGGACAGUGUUGCCAAAAUUAGUCAGCUGAAUACUAAUUUAAUUUCUUUCUAAUAAUUGUAUUUGAAAUGCAAAGCUGAACAUUCAAAAGCAUGACUUUUUUUAGGAAUAGAAGUUCUUGAUGCAUAUCCACCAGUUACGAAUUGCUUCGUAGCACCUUUAGUUGGAUUUUUUUUGUAGGAAAGCUCAUACGGCCAAGAAAGGGGGAACAACACUUAAGUUUUUAUCUCAGGUCUGUGUCAAAUGCUGCUUUGACAUAGGAUUCAUACAAUCUGGUCUAUAACAAAGAGUCCAAUUGUUUCGAUACAGACAUUUCAAAAUUAAAUGGCCUUGCCACAAUGCCAUAAUUGUAGGUUACAAUAUUUUGUGUUCUUCAAAAAUUUUAAUCACCACCCUCAGAUCCUGUAAGAUAAAAUGGUGCAUUUAUGGAUGAGGAUUAAAAAUGUAUUUUACUGAAAGCAGUGCAACCUAAGGUCUGUUGCAUUUGCCAUUCUCAUUGUCGAUAUCAAGACUAGAGAAAUUCAUAAUGCACUCUAGGAGACUAUGAUAAGAGAAACAGGUCAUAAUGGAGAGUGGAUGUUGCCGACUGUUAUGAGGUAGAGAAACAAUGUUUACAUGAUAGACUUGGCAUGUGCCUAUAAAUCUCUUGACAUUCCUUCAAGAAAUUAAAUGAGGAAAAGAGAGAACGUAUCGUAAGUGGUCUACAUAAAAUAGACUGAUUGCAAGUUUACAGGAAUCUGUGGUUUGAGACUAUACUGCUCUUAGCAGUACUCGGCAGGUGUAUGUUCAUGUAAUUUAUAAGCUAUUCGCUGGAAGAGUGCUUUGAACAUGUACUGUCCUGGAAGGAAAAACUUUGGUGCUUUACCUAUUUUAUGUUUUUUAUAGCUUAACCUAACACACAGAUGGAACAAAACAGUGUUGUGUAAUCACAAUAAGUGAAGACUGGUUAUUUUGUACUUUUAAGGACUAGAAUGACUAUUGUCUCGUCUUUUAAAAUGAAUGUUUUUUUUGUUUGUUUUUUGCAGCGCUUGUGUCUAAGAGUAAGGAUAUUGAAUUUGCUUGAAUGCAAGCUUAGAUUAACAAGACAAUGGCAUAGCACUGUACUAUUAGAACUGAAUCUAUAACCACAGAAAAUACAAAUGACAACAUUUCAUAUUUUAAUAUUUUGUAAUUAUUGGGUGGACUUGCUAAUAUCAGGCCAGAGUUAAAACUCUUAAAGGUUGUUCCCUUUUUAAAUGAUAAUGUUACAAAUAAGUUAUUAAUAACACCUUCCCCAAAUCCAGAACAGUUGGAUUUGAACACAAAGAUUGGCCAUGUACGUAGCAUUUGUGGUAUGGAAAGAAUAAUUUGACUGACAGGGGUGUAAAAGCUAAAUAGGAUUAACUUAUUUAUUUAAUUUUGUUGUGUCAAUGAAGAGCUAAUAUAGAUGAAACUAGUGGCCUGAAUGAGGCUUGUAUAUCAGUGGAGUGAUUUACAAUGUAAUGCACAAAAAUAUAUCUGCCACUACUUUGACAUCCUACUUGAGCAGGAGGGAGUCCUGCUUGCUUUUAACCAGUCAUGGAUUGUGGGGAGUGGAAGGAGGUCAUUCUGUGAGCUGUCAGGGAGACCAGCAAAGCUGUAAUGCUCAUGUUGAUCCCUCACUACUUCCCCCACUGGAGACGGGCAGUGCCCACCAGGCCUACUGCACACUGCACAGGGGCUCAGGCCCCUUUGGACACCCAUAGUGCUUUACAGAUGCAGAAGUUACCUGCCAACAUCAGCAGGCAUUUCACAAUGUACUUCACACUUUCUUAUUGUUCAGUGAAUUGACAGCGGUGUGAAUUAAUUGUGCCCAUAGGUUUAAUACAAUGUGCCUUUGGUUAUCAAUGCCAUUCAUUUUAUUUCAAACAACAAUUCUCCCUUCCGUUUAUAAAAAAAAGCCUCAUGGUGAUUCUCUUGCACAUGUUUGAGCAUCGCCCAAAGAUACAUCCCAAACCUCAUUAAAUGAGACUUGGGAACAAGUGGUUGCACAGAGGUUGUACAUGCAGUACAUGUUUUUAUAUUAUGAUUUAAGAUGAAUAACUUUAGGGUCCCUUUCUAACAGGGAUGUCUUGGAAAAAGACUACAAUCACUAAAGUAACCUGUGUCUUCACCACUGCAUUCAUGUUGUCUUAACAACAAAAGUAUUCAAUGAGAGCUGGUUAAUUUUAUUACGAUAGAAAUAAGAACACAUUUUAAUAAUUUACCUCAGACUGUUGUGAUAUUCUUGUACUUUACAAACCCAGGGCAUUUGGUACAAACCAAAGUGCAUUCCUUUUUUGUGUUAGUGGCUAUGUGGGAAAAGAAGCCAGAUUUUUCUCUUUUUACCUGAUUAAGAGGCCAUCAAGCCACUCAAUAGCACAUGUUGAAAAUGAUAAUCUUUUGUGGAGUGUUAACGAAAGGGGAAGGAGACUUGAGCUCUAUCACUUCUAUCACAUUUCUGACAGAUGUAGCAUACCUCCAAACCUGUGUUACUUGACAUGGUUGGAUGUAUCUUUCAAGCAGCAAAAACUGCAACCCCAAGAUAUCUACAGUGAGCCAGUUGUUAUCCCAGUGUGCAAUACAGUGGUAGCAUUGUGGAAAAUCAAAUUACAUGGCUGAAAGUUACAUUUUAAAAGGAUGUGCUUUUUACAGUUUUUAAACGUAUGCCCUAACUCUUGAAUCUAGCUACCCACUGUCAACUAAACCAUUUUUUUAAUGAUUCUUUAACAGAGGAACAAAGUUUGUUUGACUUUGUUUAUAUUCAGCCACAGAAACUUACUGUACAUAUGUGAAUUUGUGGAUGUGUACAUAUGUAUGAUGUUUUAAUUUUGUGAAAUGCUGCUGACAACACUACAUAUAUUGCUGUAGUGGGGGUUUAAUGGCGGCCAGUUAAAUAAUACUGUAUGUAUUGUACAGCUGAUGAAAGAGUUUUUUUCUAGUGAUCAUUUGUUAAAUUUUAUUGUUGUGGCUGGAAUAUAUUAUUAAUAAAAGUUUUAAUGUUCAUCUUUA